Molecule: messenger RNA, 489 nt
Organism: Anthostomella pinea
Lineage: Eukaryota; Fungi; Ascomycota; Sordariomycetes; Xylariales; Xylariaceae
Source: the annotation of a GenBank genome assembly
AUGGCGAUCCAGAAUUUGCCCGUCGUCCUCCGUGUACCGGUGCGAGACUACCUCUUGGGUGGGAAAAGAUUGCUCGUACAAUCCUCGAACCUCGAUUUGCAGUCAGCGACUCCCAACAUCAUUGUCCGUCACGUUGAGGGUAAUAUCAAGAACGAGACUCGGAUCGUCAAAUCAGCCGAAGAACUCACCCCCGAUGGCAAAGGCAAAGUCUACCACGCCGAGGCCCACGGAAUUCUUGUCUCCGCUACAUCGAAAGCCAGCCACUCUCCAGUGUGGGUGCCGGGCAAUAUCAAUAAAGCCUCCAAGAAGGAUGAGACCUACGUUGUGGAUCUGGCGACAUUCGAAGCUUCGAAAGUUCCUAUCGCUCAGGUCUGCUGGGUACCGAGCCGUCAGGGGCCAGAUGGCACCCUAUACACGAUUCUGGGCAGCACAUUGAGGCUAGCAAUGGAGAAGUCCAAGCACGAGGAGCGUAUCCCGGUAAUCGUCUAG